AUGGUCAGAAUCGACGUCGAGGAAAAAGGCAAAGAAGAGAUUCGCGAGCACAGUAAUUUCACAUUUUGGAAUCGAACGAGAAUUUGUGUGCUGGUUUUGGGCUUAACUUAUCUGACUUUGGUCCAAAUUAAUUCACUCACAUUUUAAUUUCACAGUUAUUUGUAUGAAAGAUAUUGUUGAAGAACAUGUGUCAACUAACCAAACUGGUGAGUUUUUUUUUGAACUCAAUUGGUAUCUGGGCUAAUAAUUCUUUUUCUGAACCAUAAAAAUUUAAACUUACAGGAACUCACUGGUUCGAUGAUCCUCCGAAAAAGUCAUUUGUAUUCUCUUCAAUGGCAGUUGGUGGCCUAGUUGGACUUACAAUCUCAGUCCCUUUGAUGCAAGUUUUGGGAGUUCGAAAAAUCAUGACAUUUUGCGGUGUUUUCUCAACUCUUGGCAGUCUUUUCUUUCCUUUUGCUGUCAAUUUCAGUUAUUAUGCUGUUCUGGCCUGUCGAUUUUUACAAGGUUUGGGAGUCAGUUUGGUGUUUACAGUUCUUGGAGUUAUCCCGGUUGUUUGGGCACCGAAUAAUGAAUCGAGUUCGUUUUUGGCGAUUUUGUCGUGUGCUUUUCAGGUGGGUAAAAAAGGGAAGAGGGAACGAUGGAGGGAAAAGAAAGUGCACUGUAUUUUGUAGCAGAAGAAAACUAGUUUUUGAAGAGAUUUCGAGUUAGGAGACUUGGUGAAUAAGAGGAAUUCUGUCAUAAAUUCUGAGAAUAAUAUUUUCGCUGAACUUGCAAAAGCUUUUAAAAAAUUAUGAAAUUUUUGAUCUCUAGAAACGUAUUUUUUCCAAGUCUCCUAACUCAAAAAUAGAUAAUAGAUCCUCAAUAAUCAUUUUCAACUGGUUUUUUUCCAGUUGAGUAAUGUGAUUUGUAUGCCGAUUUCUGGAUUUUUGUGUGAAUCUUCUUUGGGUUGGCGAUCGAUUUAUUAUCUAUUUGGAACUUGUACAACAGUCGCUUGUGUGAUGUUCUACUUUUUCUACCUCGACUCCCCAGCAAAACAUCGGUAUUUUUUGAUUGACAAAAUUUUUAUCAAACAAAAAUAUUUUCAGUAAAUGUCUCAAAUCUGGAACUCUCAAAAAUUCAGGAAAACAAAGUUGUUACCAAAAAACGCGAACCAGUUCCAUAUUUAGCAGUUUGCACAGAUAUUUGUGUUCUUUCUGCUUGGCUUUCAAACGUUGGUGGAAAUCUUGGAUUUCUUACCUUGGUUCUUUAUGGACCAACUUAUCUUCGUGAAGUUUUGCAUUUUGAAGUAAAAGGAACUGGUUUUGCAAGUGCUCUUCCAUUUUUACUCUCCGCUUUGUUCAAAUUCAUCGCCGGACAUUUGUCAGAUCGUUGCACAUUUUUAUCGGAGAAAACGAGAUAUAUGAUUUGUGCAUGUUUAUCAAGAGGAGGUUUAGCAAUUGGAUAUUUUGCAAUGGCAACAACAUCAAAUCGAAUUGUUGCACAAAUCGCAUUCACUUUUGCUAUCGCAAUUUCGGGUUUGAAUAUUAUGGGAACUGUUAAAUGCCUUCAACUUCGAUGUCGACAACAUUGUCAUUUUGCUGUUGCUGCAAUUGCUCUUUUGAGUUAUAUCACUCAAUUUGUAACACCAAUUUCAGUUGCAUAUUUGUGUCCAGACAAUACAGUUGAACAGGUAAACAUUGAAUAAAUUUCAAAAAAAAAGUUCCAAAUUCUUUCCAAAAAAAAAUUUUUUUUUCAGUGGGGUCGCUAUUUCUUGAUAAUCUCUGGCAUCGUUUUCUUCACCAGUCUUCCAUUUCCAUUUUUAACAACAGCCGAACCCGCGGAUUAUGUCAAAACGAAAGAAGAGAAAGCCGCUGUUGAAAUUGAAAACUGA
Molecule: messenger RNA, 1870 nt
Organism: Caenorhabditis angaria
Lineage: Eukaryota; Metazoa; Nematoda; Chromadorea; Rhabditida; Rhabditidae
Source: the annotation of a GenBank genome assembly